Messenger RNA from Megalobrama amblycephala (Wuchang bream), 2288 nucleotides. It is a transcript of the gene nelfb, whose product is annotated as negative elongation factor complex member B. NCBI's taxonomy places the organism in Eukaryota, Metazoa, Chordata, Actinopteri, Cypriniformes, Xenocyprididae. The record is from RefSeq and is a predicted model, not a curated record. The coding region runs from base 197 to 1948 and encodes 583 amino acids. Gene Ontology annotation, cellular component: NELF complex; nucleus. Gene Ontology annotation, biological process: negative regulation of transcription elongation by RNA polymerase II. The transcript has 13 exons.
ACCUUUCUGAGGCGGAACCCUUUACGAUGUAUCAGAAGCAAGAGUCUGUUGACGAGGUUGCACGCACAGUUAGGAAGUGUGCGAAAACAGAUAACAACGAACAAUGCAAAUAUAGCCAACAUUAGUCUAUUUCUGUUGUCAGUGCAUAUCAUUUUGUUUUGAUAGUGUAGAGUUUAAAUAGAGAGAGCGUCUCAAAAUGUUUGCAGGGUUACCUGAGCUGGGAAUAUCCAAUGGGGAAGAUCUGAAAGAAACUCUCACUAACUGUACAGAACCUCUGAAAGCCAUCGACCAAUUUCAGACGGAAAAUGGCAUAUUGUUGCCAACCCUACAGUCUGCAUUGCCUUUCCUGGAUCUUCACGGGACUCCACGGCUGGAGUUUCAUCAGUCAGUGUUUGAUGAGCUUCGAGAAAAGCUGAUGGAGCGCGUUGCCACUAUUGCAGAGGGCAAGGAGGAGGACAGAUACGUAAAGCUGGAAGAACUUCUUGAGAAAAGCUUCCCAUUGGUGAAGAUGCCGUCCAUACAGCCCGUUGUCAUGCAAGUGCUGAAACAUCUGCCAAAGGUGCCUGAGAAGAAGCUGAAACAGGUGAUGGCUGAUAAAGAGCUGUACAAAGUCUGUGCAGUGGAGGUGAAACGGCAGAUUUGGCAGGACAAUCAGGCUCUUUUUGGGGACGAGGUGUCUCCGCUCUUGAAACAGUAUAUUGUGGAGAAGGAGGCGGCUCUUUUUAGCAGUGACCUCUCCAUCCUUCACAACUUUUUCAGUCCUUCGCCUAAAACACGGCGACAGGGUGAGGUGGUGCUGAAGCUGACUCAGAUGAUUGGGAAGAACGUGAAGCUCUAUGAUAUGGUACUACAGUUCCUGCGGACGCUGUUCCUACGCACACGGAACGUGCACUACUGCACCCUGCGUGCUGAGCUGCUCAUGUCCCUUCAUGACCUCGACAUCAGUGAGAUCUGUUCAGUCGACCCCUGUCACAAGUUUUCUUGGUGUUUGGAUGCCUGCAUCAGGGAGAAGUUUGUGGAUGCUAAACGGGCUCGUGAGUUACAAGGCUUCCUGGAUGGUGUGAAGAAAGGGCAGGAACAAGUGUUAGGUGACCUGUCUAUGAUCCUCUGUGACCCAUUUGCCUCUAAUACACUAGUGUUGAGCACCGUGAGGAACCUUCAGGAGCUAUUGAGCCAGGACGCCCUGCCCAGAGACAGCCCUGAACUUCUCCUCCUGCUGCGGAUGCUUUCACUUGGCCAGGGUGCCUGGGACAUGAUUGACAGCCAAGUUUUCAAAGAGCCCCGAAUGGAUUUGGAGGUGGUAACACGCUUUCUGCCUGCCAUGAUGUCAAUAGUGGUUGAUGACUACACAUUCACUGUGGAGCAGAAACUACCAAGUGAGGAGAAGACCUCUCUCACAUACCCCACUGCCUUGCCUGAAACCUUCUCCAGGUAUAUACUGGAAAACAGGGUGGCAUGUGAGAUCGGUCUUUAUUAUGCGCUUCAUAUCGCUAAGUUGAGAAAUAAAAAUGCUUUACAACGGCUUCUGCCUGGACUGGUGGAUACCUAUAAUGACAUGGCGUUUGGAGACAUCUUCCUCCAUCUUCUCACUGGUCAUCUGACUCUGCUCUCUGAUGAAUUUGGAUCAGAGGAGUUCUGUACUGCUGUCUUUGACAACUUUCUCCUCACAUCUUUCUCUAGUAAGGAAAACGUUCACAGACACAGUCUUCGCUUGCUGAACCAUCUCCAUCAGAAGGUGCUGCCAUCCUUCAUGGAAACCUUAAUGAAGACACUUGAACCACCAAAACAGAGCAGUGAGUCAGUGAAAGAACUGUACACCCUGUUGAAGGAGAAGCUCGAGGCUUCUAAGAAAAGCCCCCCGGAACCAGAGGAAGCCCCCUCUCUGGAUCUCGGCCUUCACCCUGUUACUGUGCCUCCCACCCCUACUACCCCCACGACCCCUAUCUGAUAGAGACUGGAUGCUCCAGCCACUAGAGGGCAGCAACAGCAGCAAUGGAGGUAGAUGACACAGCUAAUGGCAAAAAGACUGACCUAAACAUGUGUAAAAUGGAACUGUGCUAUAUGACUUAGUUUUUUUGUUAUUCAUGUUUUCCCUUUUAUAAAGGUCAUUUUAAAGCAUUUUCCAAUUUGCAGUUUUGUGGGUUAAACUAUGUAACUUUCUAUGCUUCUUUUAAGAAAAUGUAGUCUUGUCUAAAUGUACAGCAUCUCAUGGUUGAAUAUUAUUUGCUUUGGAUUGAGUCACUGUGACAAACCCUUGUGUAAAUAAAAUAAUUGUUUAGACAACUUUA